Molecule: messenger RNA, 2652 nt
Organism: Pochonia chlamydosporia 170
Lineage: Eukaryota; Fungi; Ascomycota; Sordariomycetes; Hypocreales; Clavicipitaceae
Product: pre-mRNA-splicing factor 38B
Exons: 5
Coding region: 1-2652 (883 amino acids)
Source: RefSeq, a predicted model, not a curated record
AUGGCUUCGUCCAUUUCUGAGGCUCAGGCCGAGCUUAUAAGCUCCUUGUCGCCCGACGACAUUCCCAUCAAGUUGCGAUGUGCCAUCUGUGGCAAACUGGCCGUAAAUGCGUUUCGGUUGCCCUGUUGUGAGCAAGCUAUUUGCGAAACAUGUCAAUCGAACCUCCCAUCUUCCUGCCCCGUCUGCGAGCACUCACCUCUCUCGGCCGAAGAUUGCAACCCCAAUAAGUCUCUGAGGACUACCAUCAAGGUAUUCAUUCGAACGGCUGAGAAGAAGAGGGAGGCUAGCCGGCCCAAACAGCCCGCGCCCGCAGUAGCAGCAGAGACCAUACAACCAGCUGGGGACAGGGACGAGUCUGCCACUGUUGUCCCAGCACCGAAUCAGGGCAUCAAUGGCGGAGCACAUGAAGGAGAGGCUGCUACAAGGGCUGUAGAAAACUCGGUACCAGAUAGCGUGCAACAAAACGAACAGAUCGAUGUAUCCAACAGCACUGAGUUGGCAAAGCGGGACGGUCCCGGCGAAUUGGUUCGUCGUGAAGGCGGUGACGCCGAAGGAGAAGGUGCUGAUCAGGACGAAGAUCAAGGCGUAAAUGAGGCAGACGAAGGCGAUGAGCAAGCUGGUGAUGACCAAGAAAAUUACGGAUCUGAAUCAAUGAACGGCGGCAUGUCCAACAUGAUGUUUUCAGGCUCUGGUGACUUUAAUCAGAUGCAGAUGAUGAUGGCCAUGCAAAACGGGAUGGGUUCGAACACCUUUGGCAACUUCCCGAUGAUGGGUAUGCCGGGGAUGGGUAUGGACCCAAUGGCGAUGCAGAACAUGUACAUGAACGGUGGCUUCUCAGGCAUGGGCAUGAACGGCAUGGGCGGCGGGUUUGGAGGAGGAUUUGGACAAGGCGCCAAUAAUAAUAACUGGAACGGCUCACAGCCGUGGAAUUUCGACCAGAAUAAUUACAAUCAAAAUGGUAUCGGCAUGGGCACUGGUGAUUUUGGGAACUUUAACUCAGGAUUCCAGACAGGCUACAAUCAAGGUAAUUAUGGUCAGUUCAAUGACUAUCGCCGCAAUAAUUUCGGACGCGGCCGUGGUCGUGGCCGUGGAUACUACGGCGGCUACGGUCGAGGAGGCUACCAGUAUAACAACAUGUCCAAUCACCUUGACCAAGGCCACGGACAAUACUCACAGCAAGGUGGAUAUAACCACCCAGGUCAGGCUCAGGUCGAAGGCAGCCAAGGGGAGAGAGAGAACGAAGCCAGUGGCACCAACGGACCCGAAACGGAUCAUAAACAAGAUGUGACCCAAGCAGAGGAUCUAGGCGCACACGAUGGCGAAAAUGUUACCGCAUCACAAGCUCAGCCUGGCGAGCCAUCAUCCCGUGACACUCCAGGUAAUGAAGCCGUUGGCGAUAUGGCCCGUCAAGGCGGACCGGGAGCCAUUCGUUCCGUCUUGUCAGCUCCAGAUGUGCCUAUCAAUGCCCCAACUGGGCCCAAAGCUAUGAGACAAGGGCUGCCUAAUACCAGCCUUCACCAUUUGCGAGCCAGAGGUUUCCAGGUUGGCAAUGAUGCUCACCCACAGGUGUCGCCAACUGUGCCACAACCACCAUCUGGUCCAGCGGCUGAAAUGCGCGGUCGCAGUGAAUCGUCUGCCCGUGAGCAGGACCAAGAUGCUACUCGUGAAGAUGUUCAAGAGAGUAGGGAGCAGUCCAAGGAUCGCGACGGACGUGAGAGAUCGAACGCUGACAGCCAACCUCGGAGCCGUAACCGAUCACGCUCAAGGUCACCAAGGAGCGAAAGAAGCCGUAGUAGGAGCUUAAGCGCGAGUCGAAGCUACAGAAGCUCGAACCGACGCAGACGCCAACGCUCAGAGUCCGUAAACGACGACGACUAUGAUGAUUCUCAUCGCCGGAAGAAGCAUCGCAGUGGCCGAAAACACUACGAUGAAGACGAGCAGUAUUAUUCCAAAGACAGCAAAAAUGCUGAAAGGUCUCGAUCUGCGUCCCCGGACGGCUCUAAGCGAGCUAGCCACCGUAGUCACAGAGACAGAGACUACGAAAGCAAAAGGAGUAGAGACAAGGACAAGACUCGGGACGACGACCGUCAGAAGUCAUCAAGUCAUCGAUCUCAUCGAGACAGAGACCACGACAGUUCACAUCGCCGUGACCGGGAUCGCGAUCGAGACCGCGACAGGGACAGGGACAAGAAGGAUCGCAAAGAGCGUCACAGAGAUAGGGACCGUGACCGAGACCGCGAUAGAGACAGGGACAGAGGCAGGGACAGAGACCACAGACACGGCAGCACCAGCAGAAGAGCCUCAACAGACGGCCGAUCAACACCCGCGGACCACACCUCCGCACGAGCGUCCAGCUCACGCACCCGCGACAAAUCCAGCCGCGACAAAGGCAGCAAGUCCAGCACCCCCGUUGACCCUCAUACUCUCGAGCGCGAAGCCCGCAACCGCGAACGCUUGCUCAAGGAAGCCCAGAGAAUGGCUGGCCUCUCAUCCCUAGCUGGUUCGAAACGAAGCCGCGACGACGGGCCCAGCGAAGAAAGUACCCGUAAGGGCAGGAGAACUAGUCGGCGAGGCGAGGCCCGUGACGGCGGGGACGAGGAAGAGCGCAUGCGUCGCCUCGAAGCUGAAAGGGAAGGUGGACGUUGGGGAUAG